Molecule: messenger RNA, 658 nt
Organism: Sapajus apella (tufted capuchin)
Lineage: Eukaryota; Metazoa; Chordata; Mammalia; Primates; Cebidae
Product: translation initiation factor IF-2-like
Exons: 2
Coding region: 90-629 (179 amino acids)
Source: RefSeq, a predicted model, not a curated record
UUUCGUAAGGUUCCCUGAGCCUUCUGAACAACAAAUCUGGGCACCAAGAAAGUUGAGCUGCGCCGUGGUGGGUCCGUUAUCUGCACGGGAUGCGCGGGCUUCUUCCCGGGACACCCAGGGCGCGGCUCCGAGUCCCCCGCACGGCAGAUGCGGCCCAGAUUUGGCCGGGGGGCCCGGGGCUGUGGAGCCCGGGAGCCCGGCGGGGGCGGGAGAAGCCCUUGAACAUCCAGGACCAGGGGGAAGGUCCAGCCGUCGGAGCAGCAGCCUCCCCACCCCGGCCCGGGGGGCGCCCGGGAAGCCGCGGGAGGGGAGGAGCCAGGCGGAGCUGCGGGCUGGCGGCCCUCGGGGGUGAGUCAGGGGGAGCAGUGGUCGGGUCAGGUUACUUCCCUUUAAAAGGACGUGAGAGGAGGAGUCCGGUGCUGGCGGGGCAGGGACAGGCGGAAGCUCGGAGCCCGCAGGGGUCCAGCACCAGCAGGCACCCCAGCCCAGCUCCACGCGCUGUUCCUGGAUCUCUCCAGAGCCGUGGGCGGAGCGCGCCCCUGACCAGUCCGUUGACCUUCGGCUGUUGGAGCCUGGUUAAUUUUUGCCCUGUCUGCCUGCUGUGGGGCUCCUCCCUGUUGGGAAUAUAAGCCCGGACCAGGGCUGCUCCGUUCUCUGC